UCGGUCGUUCGGCCUUUCCGUCGGUCGGCUGGCAGUGUUUCGCGUCAACCGGACUCGAACGCAACGCCGCCAACUGCGCCGCUCCAACCCACCACCCUGUUCCGCUCCACCCCGUUUUGCAGCCACCAUCCACUGGCACUGGCACGGCACUGACGCUGGCGUUCUUAUUAGAUUUUAUGGCGGCUCCGACUUAGAACACAAACAACAAGCGCAAGCACAGCACAGCACAUCGACGGACGGUCGUUUGGCCGCGCCUUUGGCCGUUUCAGUUGCCAUCCGUUUCUUCGUUCUCGCGCCGUUAGAAUCGCACUGGCGCAGUCGCUCCGCUGCCGACGUCGCUGCCGCUGGCUGACUUAUUGGCUUUAAGCGAAUUUGAACGUCGCUCGAACUUUUAUUCAACGUGUUGGAUUCAUCGUGUGAGCAACUCUGAAUCGCUACAAAUGCGCAGCGGAAACUGAAAGCUAAAAAACACAAGCCGAAAACACAAAACACAACCCCCUGAAUAAUACAAACUAAGCCCCCAAAAUCCGCGAUACGCAAGUGUUAAAUACGAUAUUCAAUUCAAUAAAAACGUACAUAGUAAACAUAGUAAUACAUAAUAGUUCGCCUUAAAAUCUAAGAGAUUUAAUCAUAUUUUUUUGAAGUGUUGAACCCAUUAAGUGCUUUAAUCAACAACUACCAAAAUGCCUUGCAAAAGCGUCACGCUUUAGUGGUACCAAAACCAAGUGUUACAAGUCCCCACCCUUUUCGCAAAGCCCCCUAUUCAAAACUGAUAGCAGGGUAGACCCAAACAGGUGUCCGCCUGCCGAAAGGCCAACGAAACGCACCAGCGACAAUCAGAUGGGCAGAACUGCUCUUGGAGUGAGAGAGAGAUUUCCCAACAGCUCAGCUCAGUGUGGUGCAGACCGGCGAUUCUUGCAUUUAUUGAUUCGAUGCCAAUGUGAAGGGAGGUGCCGGCUGCUCGACGUUCAACGCAUUCGCUCGGCCUUAGCGCUCUGAGCAACAACAUAAGUCGGGGACCUGAGCCGAUGGAACCGAUGGAUCGACCCUACUCCUCUGCCGGCCCCCAAUCGAACCCCAGAACCCCAAUCGAACCGACGGAAACACUCUAGAGAGCAAGAACUCUUCGAGUUUGACAUGUGAUAAGCGAUAAAGUGUGAAAAGUGUGUGCCUCUAUUACCCCAAUCUAUAUAUACAAAUACACAUAUACACAGGAGAUAUAUAGAAGAAAACUUUUUGAACUGUCCAACAAAAGAAAUGCAACGCGUAGGCCUUUAACUGUGAUCUAACAAUACAUAGCAAACAAAAAAGAAAAAACCCCAGUUCGUUACGAUUAAUUUUAGUUCGGUUUAGUUUUUCGCUUUAUUUACCGUGCGUGCAACCGUCAACCAUGUUCAAUUGCAACAUACCGGCCUCCUCGCUGCUGAGCAUCGACAGCGGCGGCCUCCUGAUGGGCGGCCAUACGCCCAAGACGCCAGAGAUCCUCAACUCGCUAAUUGCCAUGACCAAUCCGCUGGAGAGCUUCAGCUACACUUCAGCAGCGGCGGCGGCGGCGGCGGCGGCAUCCUCAUCUGCAUCCUGCAGUGCCGCCACCACGCCGGUGGUCACCGUGCGCCAUUUCAAUGGUCAUCCCAAUGGUCAGUCGCACUCGCAGGACAGCAGUCAUUCCAGUUGCUCCGGAUCACCGCUCGACUCCCCAGCGGGCACGGCCACCACGCCCAGCGUGCAACAGACCUGUUCGCGCCUGAUCAAGGAGGGCCUGAAGCUGUCCAUCCAGAGCAAGCGCAAGCUGUCCACCUGCGACUCAAGCUCCGGAUCGGAGCAGCCGCACUCCAAGUACUCGCGACGCAGUAGCAACCACAACGGGCACAGCGGCAGCAGCAACAACAACUACAGCGGCAGCAUGAGCAACGCCAACGAUUUGGACGACGACUGCGAGGAGUCGAGCGAUGACGACAGCGAGACCAAGUCGCAACCCAAGGGCCUUACUCCGGAGGACGAGGACCGACGGCGAAGACGCCGCGAACGGAAUAAGAUUGCGGCCACCAAGUGCCGAAUGAAGAAGCGCGAACGCACACAGAAUCUGAUCAGGGAGUCGGAGGUCCUGGACACCCAAAAUGUGGAGCUGAAGAACCAGGUGCGUCAGCUGGAAACCGAACGCCAAAAGCUGAUGGACAUGCUGAAAUCGCACGGUUGCCAGCGAGCCGGAGGCUGCCAAUUGCCUAGCCAACUGCUCCAAUCGCCGGCCCAGAAGUACCUCAGCGAACUGGAACUGGAAACGGUGAGCAACGACGGUCCCAACUCCGGCAACAACAACAACCAGCGGCUGCAGAGCAUACCCUCGAUGGCCACCUUCAAGUAUGGCUCCAAAACGGCGGCGGCCAUGGCCCAACAACUGCCCACUGGCUACUGCAAGCCGUCGCCCAGCGCCCAGGAAUUCGAGCAUGCCGGCUACCAGCAGCAGCAGCAGCAGCCACAGUCCCUGAAUCCCGCCGGCAGCAAUGUGGUUGACCAGCAGCAGGCCAAUCCCAGUCCCAGCCUGAUUUCCGACUACGUGCCCAACUGCGACGGCCUGACUGGCAGUGGCAGCAGCCAUCCCAGUCACAACAGCAGCAGCGGCGCCAGCAGCAACACCAGCAAUAACAACAGCAACAUCAGUAGCCACAGCAGCAACGCCACGAGCAGCACAACGCCCACCGCCACCAGCAGCGCCAUUGAGUUUGUGAAGAACGAGCUGGUGGACUCGCAGAGCCCCUACACCACCGCCCUCAGUGCGGAAAGGUUCCUGUUUGAGCCCAGCGAUGGUUUUCCGGACAUCAAGCACGCCUGUGUUUUGCCCUCGCCCUGCGGCAUCAAUGGCAUCAACAUGGCCAGCGUGGUGAACACGAGCGGGAGCACCGGCAACAAUAAUAACAACCAUAAUAAUAACAACAACAAUAACCACCUGAUGGACUUUCACCAGGGCCUGCAGCAUGGCCACAUUGGGGCCGGAGUGGGCGUGGGAGUUGGAGUUGGUGUGGGAGUCGGAGUGGGCGUGGGCGUGAUGACCCCCUACGAUGACGAGCAGUUGCUGCUGCUGAAAAACGGAUGCUUUGCCACCGAUCUGCUGUCCCAACUGGUGGAGGAGGGCGGCGAGUACGUCGACCUGGACUCAGCCACCGCCUUCAUGAACAACGGCAGUUGCCUGGCGUGAGGAAGGGCGCCGGACAGGGAGCGGGAUCGAGACCGCGACCUGCUGCUACCAGCCUUCGAACAGCCAAACAACAGUCAGCAACAGCAGCAACCAGACCAAUACCCGGCCGGGAAGGAAGAGCCACCGACCAGUCCACAACUUGACGGGCAGGUGGAACUCGAACUCGAAAUGGAGCUGCAACUCGGAGAGGAACAGGAUCCGGCUUGGACUCAUAUAGACUACUGGUGCUAGGGCAUCAUCCACAUACUAAUGUUAAUCUUAAACGCCACUCAUCGACUAAGCAGGAGUACAGAAAGAGAAGCCGCAGUUCCCUCCAAGACCCACAACCAGUCCGUAGCGAAGAUCCCAUCCAAUACGACCCCUGUUAUCAGUUAUAACUGAAGCUUUCUUCAAAGACAAAGCAACACCUUUUUCUCUAGCCUACAACUUUCUUACAUAGAAUUGAAAGCAGACCAAAAUAGUUUCGCAUCCUUAAUUUUUUUAGCCACUUCUUACUAAAUUUCGGAUUCUUUUACCCUAAGGCGCUCUCUGUGAUCGCUAAUUUUUUAACACACGCAAUCCAAGUUCUUCCAAUAGCAGAGUUCCCCCAAAGGUCCGGAUCCCGCGAUUCAAUCAAGGACCACUCGAAUAAAACCCCAAACCCGAGAUACACCCAGCCCCCAAAAGAAAACCCCCCCCAUACCUUGAUCCCAAGUCCGCCUGGAGCCGGCAUCCAGCCUGUGGCUUGACUACCUCAUGAAGCAAGAAGCAGAAACAAUUAACAAGUAACUAUCAUUAAAGAGCUGUAAGGAGUAAGAUGUAAAGAACGUAGAACAAUGGACAAAAAGCAGAGGCAGAAAAAGCAGAAGCAGAAGAAGCAGAAACGAGAGCACACAAACACACGCGCAGCGGUGAAAGAAACACUUGCACAACUGUACAUAACCAAAUUUUUAUACAUUAACUAGGUAUAUCGAUUAGCAUUCCAUUGCAAGCCUGCGAGAAAAGCAAGUCGAGGGAAGAAGAGCAGUAAUCAACUGCUAGCAGUCACAUCCGCAUCAGUAAUUAUUAAUUUUAAUUUGUUCGAUUCUUUUCUUUUCGAUUCAAGCAUAGAUUUGUUUGCUCUUUGCUCACAUCAAAGCCUUAACCAUUAUAUUAAUAUGCUUAUAAAUGUAUAAACAAUCGAGAGAUUAGAGGGAAAUAUUCGAGAUGAGAAGCAAAAACAGUAACAGAAAUAAGAAGCCCAUGCGAUAUGACGUUUGAUAUUUUUUUCUAAAACCUAGGCUUAGUCAGUGAUAAACCCUGUAUGUAUAAAUACCGUAUAUACAUACUCUUAUACAUAUGUUUAUGAAUUUUUGUUUUUUUUUUGUGUCCAUACAUCGUAAGCUAUGUUUAAAAAAUAAGUAAAAUUGCCUUACUCAAACACUAAAUCGACAAAAAAAAAAAGAUCUUUCAAUUGACAACUAAACCUAAAUUACUAAUCUACACUUUGUUAAAUCUUUUGCAAAACUAAUCUAUAUAUACCAGAACAAGAAAAUAUAUAAAUAUAAUAUGUAUACAAGAGAUAAAAGGAAUAAGAAAUGUAUUAUGUAUAAAUUGGUGGAAUCGAAGACCUUAAAGUGCUGCUAAAAUGGAAACUUUGCAACUCCUUCUAACGUGCGCCUUAUUACAGUUUAACGAAAAUCCAAUUUUGUAAUUUAUACUGUAUACAUAUGGUAGGAAAAGUCGAAUGAUAUAUAUAUAUAUAUACAAGCGUGUACUAAAUCGAGGUUAAACUUAUAUAUUUGUGUGUUUAUUGCUUGAUCAACGAUAUAUACAUAAUUAUACACAGAUAAAGCAGUUAAUUAUAUAUACAAGUGUGUGUACAAACAGCUGUGAACACCAAAAAGUGGCCUAAAGGAGCAUCCAACCCAAACAAAUGUAAUUCCCCCAACAAGUGCUUUGAAAUUAUUUCAUAUUUGUAAUUGCCUCGAGUUGAAAAAGAGUUAACCAACGAUACCGAUAAACGAUAAGCGAUAUAAUUAUAUCUAUGUUAAAUACGCAAACUAUUUAUAACAUGUAACAAACCCGAUGAGCUUGUCAAGCUUUUUGAGCACCGCCUUUUUCUCUAGAUCUACCAAGUCUACCAUAAUGUUAUGUCACCACGAUACUUCUCAAAUAACACUCAAGAAUGCGUGCCUAAUUGUCCCAAAUACGAUUUUUGCGCAUCUAACCGACAAAACCCUUUCCAUUGGAAAUGGAACUUUAAGAUAAAAAAUUGUAUUGAGCAUACAUACCUUAAGAAAAGUUUACCUCACACACAGAAACACUCGCACACUACACAAUACACACACACACACAUAGAAGGAACCCUAGAAUAUUGUAGGGUGGGACUUCGCUCGCCGACAAUUGAUAUUACGUUCAGCUUCCAACAAAAUUACCCAAAAUAUACAAAAAAAAAAAAAAAAA
Drosophila erecta is the source of this 5617-nucleotide messenger RNA. RefSeq names its product activating transcription factor 3 (gene Atf3). Bases 1391 to 3193 code for a protein of 600 amino acids. NCBI's taxonomy places the organism in Eukaryota, Metazoa, Arthropoda, Insecta, Diptera, Drosophilidae. The transcript is spliced from 5 exons. The record is from RefSeq and is a predicted model, not a curated record. Gene Ontology annotation, molecular function: DNA-binding transcription factor activity, RNA polymerase II-specific; RNA polymerase II cis-regulatory region sequence-specific DNA binding. Gene Ontology annotation, biological process: regulation of transcription by RNA polymerase II. Gene Ontology annotation, cellular component: nucleus.